Varroa destructor (honeybee mite) is the source of this 853-nucleotide messenger RNA. RefSeq names its product cytosolic prostaglandin E synthase (gene p23). Gene Ontology annotation, biological process: protein folding; chaperone-mediated protein complex assembly. Gene Ontology annotation, cellular component: nucleus; cytosol. Lineage: Eukaryota; Metazoa; Arthropoda; Arachnida; Mesostigmata; Varroidae. The record is from RefSeq and is a predicted model, not a curated record. Gene Ontology annotation, molecular function: Hsp90 protein binding; protein-folding chaperone binding.
CGAACUAACCACAAAAACAUUGUGCGCGUUGUCUCAGCGCUGCUGCUGGUGGUAUUGUGCUGGAAGUUUCCACGUUUCAUUUUGCGUUUGUAGUCAUCGGGGGUGGAGCCGCAUUUGCACAUCGACAACAUGACGGGAACCGCAGAGGUCCGCAAUCCAGUCGUUCUGUGGGCGCAGCGGAAAGAUUGCGUGUAUCUUACGGUCGCGGUUGAGGACUGCAAAAAUGCUCAAGUGAAGAUCGAGAGCGACAAGGUGAUUUUCAAAGGUACUGGCGGUGAUAAGCACACGUAUGAAUGCACGCUAACUCUGUAUGGGAAAUUGAAGGUAGACGAAAGUAAGUUUGUGACUCGCGAUCGUGCUACCGAAAUGUUGUUGGUCAAAGAAUCCAAAGGCGAAUAUUGGCCGCGCCUGCUCAAAGAUACGACAAAAAUGCAUUGGCUGAAGGUCGAUUUUAACAAGUGGAAGGACGAAGAUGAUUCCGACGCCGAGGAUAUGUCUGGUGGUAACUUUGAAGAAAUGAUGCGCCAAAUAGGAGGAUUUGGUGGUCCUGAUGCGGCCGGAGGCGACUUCGAUGACGAGGUAGACUCAGAUGACGAAGGCCUGCCUGACCUCGAGCCAACGAAGGCCGAUAAUAUUGUCGAGUCCAAGGACACGAAGGAAGACGAGGAAAAGAAAGAAUAAAUGUGUGACAAAACGAUUUCCUAUAAACGAACACAUAACAAAAGGGUUCGAAAGUGGAGUGAGUGUCGUCCUGGGUUGAGAGGGCUACAAGUGGGAGAUAGCUAUAUAUAUGUGUAUAUAUAUAUGUAUAUGUAUAUAUAUACAUGUGUAUAUAUAUAUAUAUAUAAUAUAU